Messenger RNA from Ascochyta rabiei, 984 nucleotides. RefSeq lists its product as uncharacterized. Gene Ontology annotation, molecular function: hydrolase activity, hydrolyzing O-glycosyl compounds. The record is from RefSeq and is a predicted model, not a curated record. The transcript has a single exon. Gene Ontology annotation, biological process: carbohydrate metabolic process. The coding region runs from base 1 to 984 and encodes 327 amino acids. Lineage: Eukaryota; Fungi; Ascomycota; Dothideomycetes; Pleosporales; Didymellaceae.
AUGGCCGACAAGGAACCCAUCGUGACCCACGUCUUCACUGCCGACCCCUCGGCGCACGUGUUCAACGGCAAGCUCUACGUCUACCCCUCGCACGACCGUGAGACAGACAUCAAGGACAACGACAAUGGCGACCAGUACGACAUGGCCGACUACCACGUCUUCAGCAUGGACACCGUCGGCGGCCCGGUAACAGAUCACGGCGUCGUCCUGAAGCAAGAAGACAUCCCGUGGGUCUCGAAACAACUCUGGGCCCCCGACGCAGCGACCAAGAACGGGAAAUACUACCUCUACUUCCCCGCACGGGACAAGGAGGGCAUUUUCCGCGUGGGUGUAGCAGUCGGCGAUAGACCCGAAGGCCCAUUCAAGCCAGAACCCGACUACAUCAAAGACAGCUUCAGCAUCGACCCAGCCACCUUUGUCGACGACGACGGCUCCGCGUACCUCUUCUUCGGCGGCAUCUGGGGCGGGCAACUGCAAUGCUGGACGACCGGCAAGUUCGUCCGCGAAGACUACGAAAAGAUGGAAGCCUCUUCCGGCGACGCGCUCAGCGCCAAAGUAGGCAAGCUCACAGACGACAUGACCCAAUUCGCCUCUCCACCGACCGACGUCCAGAUCCUCGACCCAGCGACACAGAAGCCGCUCCAAGCCGCCGACCACGACCGGCGGUUCUUCGAAGCCGCGUGGCUGCACAAGCACAACGGCAAGUACUACUUCAGCUACAGCACCGGCGACACGCAUUUCCUGUGCUACGCCAUCGGCGACAGCCCCGUGGGGCCGUUUACGUAUGCGGGCAGGAUCCUGGAGCCGGUCAUCGGGUGGACGACGCAUCAUAGUAUUGCCGAGUUCAAGGGGAAGUGGUAUCUCUUCUACCAUGAUUCCUCGCUCAGCAAGGGUGUGAAUCAUCUGCGGUGUGUUAAGAUUAGGGAGAUUGUGUAUGAUGAGCAGGGGCAUAUCAAGUUGGCUGAGGCGCAGCCGAAGGUGUGA